AUGGAGCAGAAGGACAAAUUCACCCGUGGAGAAGGGGCUGGGCAGCUCUUUGGAGAAGAAAGUCUCUACGAAUGUUCCUGCUGCAAGAAAUGCUUCCAGGAGAGGUCAGAGCUCAUUUGCCACCAGAGGUUGCACGGAGGAGGAAAGACUUUUAAAUGCCAAGAGUGCGGAAAGGAGUUCGGGAAGAGUUUGGACCUCAGUUCCCAUCAGAAAAGCCACAUGGUGGAAAAACCCUACCAGUGCUCGACCUGCGAGAAGUUCUUCAAGGACCGGUCCACCCUCAUCAGGCACGAGCGAGUGCACACGGGAGAGAAACCCUACCAAUGCCACGAGUGCGGGAAGAGAUUUACCCGCAGCUCGGACAUCGUCGUCCAUCAGCGGAUUCAUACGGGGGAGAAACCCUUCGAAUGCUCGGAGUGCGGGAAGAGGUUCAGCCAACGCUCCAACCUCUUCACCCAUCAGGUCGUACACACCGGGGAGAAACCCUUCGCCUGCCACGAAUGCGGGAAAACCUUCGCCCGCAGAUCGGAGCUUACCAUCCAUCAGCGAACGCACACCGAGGAGAAGCCCUACCAGUGCUCCCAGUGUGAAAAAUCUUUCCGGGGAAGGUACGGACUCUUCAGGCACGAGCGGUUGCACACGGGGGAAAAACCCUACCAGUGCUCUGAGUGCGGCAAGAGCUUCGGUCAGAGCGGGGACCUUAUCACCCACCAACGCUUCCACACGGGAGAGAAGCCCUACCACUGCUCCGAGUGCGGGAAGUUCUUCUGUAAUAAAUCCAGCCUCGUUAAACACCAGAAAUGGCAUUCGGGGGAGAAGCCCUACAAGUGCCACGAGUGCGGGAAGAGUUUCGGGCAAAGCUCGGACCUCAUCGCUCACCAGCGGACCCACACGGGCGAGAAGCCCUACCCCUGUGCCGAAUGCGGGAAGAGGUUCACCAGGAAAUCCAGCCUCAUCGUCCAUCAGCGGGGACACAGAGGAUGGAGAACGGGAGAACGCUCAAAAUGUGGGAAGAGCUCAGAGGAAGACUCCGGCACUGACGCUCCCGGAACCGUGGGUGUGGGAGAUGGCUCGGCCCCAUGCACUGAGUGUGCAAAGCCCCUCGAGGAGGCAUCAAGCCUUCUUGAUCGGCAGCGGUGA
Cariama cristata (Red-legged seriema) is the source of this 1140-nucleotide messenger RNA. RefSeq names its product gastrula zinc finger protein XlCGF17.1-like. Bases 1 to 1140 code for a protein of 379 amino acids. Gene Ontology annotation, biological process: regulation of transcription by RNA polymerase II. The transcript has a single exon. The record is from RefSeq and is a predicted model, not a curated record. NCBI's taxonomy places the organism in Eukaryota, Metazoa, Chordata, Aves, Cariamiformes, Cariamidae. Gene Ontology annotation, molecular function: RNA polymerase II cis-regulatory region sequence-specific DNA binding; DNA-binding transcription factor activity, RNA polymerase II-specific.